Molecule: messenger RNA, 381 nt
Organism: Mytilus trossulus (common blue mussel)
Lineage: Eukaryota; Metazoa; Mollusca; Bivalvia; Mytilida; Mytilidae
Product: vacuolar protein sorting-associated protein 33B-like
Exons: 4
Coding region: 1-381 (126 amino acids)
Biological process (GO): vesicle-mediated transport
Source: RefSeq, a predicted model, not a curated record
AUGGAUUUUUAUCAACUGUAUGAAGAACCAGCUCAAUCUGUCAUUGGUAUCAUACCACUAGACAGAGAUAUACUCUCAUUAGAGUUACCUCAGUUCUUUAGGUCAUUUUAUCUGGAAAAUGACCAUACCUGGAUACAAACAAUAGCCAAAUCACUUAUCAACAUCCAGGCUCUAUGUGGAAUUAUUCCUAAUGUUUAUGGUAUUGGUAAGGGAUCAAAGAUGGUGAAUGAUCUGAUGAAAAAUAUACUUGGAGAGAAAUUAUCUGGACCAGACUACAGCAAGUGUGAUAUAGGAAAUCUCAUUCUUAUAGAUGGAGGUAUAAUGGUAUUUAUCACUCAUUUAAGCUUUGAUCUCAAGAUAUGUGUUUUUGUGAAAGAAUAA